Molecule: messenger RNA, 1642 nt
Organism: Helianthus annuus (common sunflower)
Lineage: Eukaryota; Viridiplantae; Streptophyta; Magnoliopsida; Asterales; Asteraceae
Product: DAZ-associated protein 1
Exons: 14
Coding region: 292-1494 (400 amino acids)
Molecular function (GO): RNA binding
Source: RefSeq, a predicted model, not a curated record
UAUCGUAUCACCCACAAUCGCUUUUCCAAAUAGAGGAGCGUAGCUGGAAGCGAGAGAGAGAUAUCCGAGAGUGGAGUGCGACCCGAGCGAGCGAUCUGCGAUUUAGGGUUUUGGUAUUCCGAACAAAACUAUAUAAUCAAGGUCAGGUUAGCGUGCAUCAAUCCGGUAAUCGAUCGUUUAAUUAUUCAAUUCUAGGAUUCGUGUGUGAGAGAUUAUUUGAGAGAGUGGAGUUUGGUGAGUGUCUUGUGUGUGAUAUUCUCCCUGUAAACCCUAAUUUCUGGUUCUGCCAUUAUGUCUGAGAAGAAGCUUGUGGUGUUGGGCAUCCCAUGGGAUGUUGAUACCGAUGGCUUGAAAGAUUACAUGAGGAAAUUUGGGGAAUUGGAGGACUGUAUUGUUAUGAAGGAGCGUUCAAGUGGCCGAUCUCGUGGUUUUGGAUAUGUAACCUUCGCAGAAGUUGAAGAUGCUAAGGCUGCACUUUCAGCCGAGCACUUCCUCGGGAACAGAGCAUUGGAAGUAAAAAUAGCAACACCAAAGGAAGAGAUGAGAUCAUCUUCAAAGAAAAUUACCCGUAUUUUUGUUGCUAGAAUCCCGCUCUCAGUCACAGAAGCCGCGUUUAGGAGCCAUUUUGAGAAAUAUGGUGAGAUAUUGGAUUUGUACAUGCCCAAGGAUCCAAGUACCAAGGGCCAUCGUGGAAUUGGUUUUAUAACUUUUGCAAAUGCUGAUUCUGUCGAUGAUCUCAUGUCUGAAACCCAUGAACUUGGAGGUUCAGAUGUGGUGGUUGACAGAGCAACACCUAAGGAAGACAAUUUCCGACCAGUUAGCCGCAUGCCGCCACCGCCGCCUCCGAGUGGCGGAUAUGGUGCUUAUAAUGCUUAUGUUACAACUAGAUAUGCUGCACUGGGUGCUCCUACAGCAUAUGAUUAUCCAAGCUCUGUCUAUGGAAGAGGAGAAUCUGCUAGGGGAAUGGGCAAAAAGAUUUUUAUAGGACGGCUUCCUCAAGAAGCAAGUGUGGAAGAUUUGCGCUUGUAUUUUGGUAGGUUUGGACGUAUUUUGGAUGUGUAUAUCCCAAAGGACCCUAAGAGAUCUGGUCACAGGGGGUUUGGUUUUGUGACCUUUGCUGAGGAUGGUGUUGCAGAUCGUGUUUCACGAAGGUCACACGAGAUUUGUGGACAACAGGUAGCAAUAGAUUCAGCUACACCUGUUGAUGACGGUGGUUCAAGCGGAGGCAGCAGCCACUAUUUGGACAACCCACCUGAACCAGCGUACGGAGGCUAUGGCCCCAUGCGAGCUUACGGCAGAAUGUAUGGAAGCUUGGAUUUUGAUGAUUGGGGUUAUGGUGGCAUGAGCGGAAGCAUGGGGCGUGUGGGAGGAUUGGGACGGAUGGGCGGCCUAGGUGGAGGUAUGGGCGGUCUAGGUGGCGGCAUGGGCAGCCUAGGUGGAAGCAUGGGUGGGGGGAGACCUUCACGAACGGAUUACAGGUAUAGGCCGUAUUAGAGUCUGGAGGUGUCCACCAAAGUGGAGGAUUUGUGUUGAAUCUGUUGCUUAAGACUAUCUGUACUUGCUGAUUUCUGGAUGUUGACAAAUAUAAUGACGAUGUCUAUUUAUAUAUUGGACUUUGAAUGAUGAUGUCUAUUUAACCUUC